Molecule: messenger RNA, 885 nt
Organism: Penicillium paradoxum
Lineage: Eukaryota; Fungi; Ascomycota; Eurotiomycetes; Eurotiales; Aspergillaceae
Product: F-actin-capping protein subunit alpha
Exons: 6
Coding region: 1-885 (294 amino acids)
Biological process (GO): actin cytoskeleton organization; barbed-end actin filament capping
Cellular component (GO): F-actin capping protein complex; actin cortical patch
Molecular function (GO): actin filament binding
Source: RefSeq, a predicted model, not a curated record
AUGGCUUCCACCGUUGAACUGGCAUCCUCCUUCAUCGAGGGUGCCCCGCCCGGAGAGCUCGCUGAUGUUGUCGCCGGUAAAUCGCUCUUUGGAUCCUACACUCCCCUCGAUUCUCGCAGUCCUGAUCCUUAUACGAACGGUAUACAACGAGACGCAGCUCGCCACAGUGAAAUUGCCGGGAUCAAGCCAGGAGGUGGGUUUCGUCCGGAAGUAAUCUGUCUCUGCGGUGAAGCUGAUGCUUUGACUGGAAAGGUCAUCGUUAGCGAAUUUAACCAGCUAGACGACAACCGAUACUUCGAUCCAGAAAGCCAAACCUCGUUCGAGGUCGAUCACAUUACACAGACUGCCUCUGCAGCACAAUCAUACCCUCUGGAAUCGGAGAAUGCGGAUUUGAUCAAAUCGCUCCUCAAGUCGUUCGGUGCUCACGCCCGUGAACACUAUCCCAACUGCUCGUAUGGUGUCUACCCCAUUGAGAAUGACUCCGCCGUCGCCAUUAUCUUGGUCGCCAACCGAUACUCUCCCAACAACUUCUGGAACGGUCGUUUCCGCGCAAUUUACCAACUUCCCGUCUCCUCCUCGUCCUCUACCCUGACCGGUAACAUUCACGUUGAUGUGCACUACUACGAAGAUGGCAACGUGGCACUCAACACUACUAAGCCCAUCAACAUCAACAUCCCCUCUGUGUCGGCCGAAUCAAUUGUCUCGCGAAUCGCUGCGGCGGAGCGCGAUUAUCAGGAGGCGCUAAACCGGGCCUUUGUUCAAACGUCCGAAGGCGUGUUCAAGGGUUUGCGCAGACAACUUCCCAUUACACGACAGAAGGUGGAGUGGGAGAAGGUCGGUGGAUAUCGUCUGGGUCAGGAUAUUUCUGGCGGCAAAGGGCGAUAG